Molecule: messenger RNA, 1814 nt
Organism: Polyodon spathula (Mississippi paddlefish)
Lineage: Eukaryota; Metazoa; Chordata; Actinopteri; Acipenseriformes; Polyodontidae
Product: adiponectin-like
Exons: 3
Coding region: 130-942 (270 amino acids)
Molecular function (GO): protein binding
Source: RefSeq, a predicted model, not a curated record
GCUGCCAGUUACUGGGGCCCCAGUGACAUUGAGAACCAAAGACUUUUCCCCUUCUCUCCACUGCCACUCCCAGUGAACUAACCAGUCAAUACAGAGCAGCCGCUUGCAGAAGUUGAGACACCUGUCACAAUGAAGCUGUUUCGGACCCUUCUCCUUUGCCUCGUGUUGGUGGUGAAGCUGUCCUGCUCUCAGGAUGAGGGUGAAGAGGUGGAGGAGGAGGCCCCCGAAGAGCAUGCAGAAGGCCCAGGUGGUGAUGCAGACACUCCCAACAUGGUAGUGGAUGAGAGGAAGCCAUGUGCUGGCUGGAUGGGAGGCGUGCCAGGAACCCCCGGACACAAUGGAGCCUCGGGAAGAGACGGCAGAGACGGUCGAGAUGGAACAAAGGGAGAGACAGGAGAACCAGGUGCACCUGGAGAGAAGGGUGACACCGGAGAGCCUGGUCUUACUGGUCCAGAGGGACCCCGUGGCUUCCCCGGCACCCCAGGCCUGAAGGGCGACCAAGGGGAGAGUGCCCUCCUCUACCGCUCUGCCUUCAGUGUGGGGCUGACAGACCGCACCCCCAUGCCCAACGUGCCCAUCAAGUUCAGCAAGAUCUUCUACAACGGCCAGAGGCACUAUGAUGACAGCACAGGCAAGUUCCGCUGCUCCAUCCCCGGAGUGUACUACUUCACCUACCACCUCACAGUCUACCUGAAAGACGUCAAGGUCAGCCUGUACAAGAGUGACAAGACCAUCAUGUUCACUUUUGACCAGUUCCAGGAAAACAACGUCGACCAGGCUUCCGGCUCCAUCGUCCUGCACCUGGACACGGGGGAGGAGGUCUGGCUUCAGGUGUACGGAGAAGAGGCCUAUGCAGGAAUCUACGCAGAUAACAUCAACGAUUCCACGUUUUCUGGAUUCCUUCUCUACCCUGAUAUGAAAACGCAAAAUGGAGAUCGCUAAGGGGGUGUUCGUGCAGGAUGGACGGGUGAAGGCAUCAGCAGUGUAUACCUAUUAUAAUCAUGUUAUUCUUUUAAGGUGUGAUACUUUCCUUAAACUUCUAUCAAAUGCCCACUUUGGACAACAAUGGAGGGAGCAUCACAACAAGCUGGUUGUGUUAAUGAUUUCAUUAAUUAGGUGUGUGUUCAAAGUGUUUUUUUAGGGUUCCCAAAAUGUCUAUGGGCCUUAGUUGGUGCUUUUGGAUGCAUGCACCGGGGUUAUGAUAAAAACAUCCCAAAAUUAUAGCUAGGUCUCUCCACCCCAUUAAGAAUUUUUCCCUUUUAAUUUUUGAUGUUUUAUUUACUUAAUGGUAAACACUAAUUUACUUGUUAAUAAAGAGAUCUUCAAUAGUAGUUUCAGUAUAUCUCCAGUGAGUAUGCUGUACCAUACACCUUAAAGGAAUUAUACUUUUACAAAUAGUAUAAAUUACUGGUUGACCCCAGUAUAUUAUACCAAGUGGCCUAGUUGCAUUGACUGAAGCUAGUUCACCAGACAUACACGAUAUGAGAGAGCAACUGUUUUUUUUUAUUCAGAGUUACAAUGAUCUGGUCUAUGUGGCAUAAAUGUAAUUAUGUCCACUACCCACUCAAGGUCUAAUACAGCUCUGCUAUUUAAAUUCAUAGCCAGCUGGCUGCACUCCAUGUUAAGUUGUUGGACUUUAACAUUUUAAAGGUAUUUUUAUUCACAAAGGUCACCAAGGAUGCCCAUGUAUUCUGAUGCUAUCUGCUUACAGGCACUAACAAACACCAGUCCCAGGAAGAGUUCCUAUUCAAUAUUCAAAUGUAUAUUGAAAAUGUUAAUUUCCCCACAAUUAAAACAGUCUUAUUAUUCAAUAA